AUGAACUGGGGCUUUCUGGAGAAUGUGCUGAGCGGGGUCAACAAAUACUCCACCGUCAUCGGCCGCGUUUGGCUCUCGGUCGUCUUCCUCUUCCGCAUCUUGGUGUACGUGGCGGCCGCAGAGCACGUGUGGAAAGGCGAACACGGGGACUUUGUCUGCAACACCCAGCAGCCCGGCUGUGAAAACGCCUGCUUCGACCACUUCUUCCCCAUCUCCCACAUCCGCCUCUGGGCUCUGCAGCUCAUCAUGGUGUCCACACCCUCCCUGCUGGUGGCGCUGCACGUGGCCUACAGGGAGCACAGGGAGGCCAAACACGGGUGCCAACUUUACACAAACAAAGGCAGCAUCGACGGAGGCCUGCUGUGCACCUACAUCGUCAGCCUGCUCUUUAAAACGGCGUUUGAAGUGGGCUUCCUGCUGGGCUUCUACUUCCUGUACAGCGGCUUUGACGUGCCCAUACUGCGCCGCUGCAGCCUGAGCCCGUGUCCCAACACGGUGGACUGCUACAUCUCCAAGGCCACUGAGAAAAAGGUCUUCCUCUACAUCAACGGCUGCACGUCUAUCUUGUGCGUUACACUUAAUGUUGUAGAGAUGGUCUAUAUCCUUUGGAAACACUGCUGGAGGUGUUUUACUAAGCGCUAUGUCCGCGUGGAGGAGAGCGCCCAUCGGCCUGUUUCUACUCUCAAUAAGUCUGUUUCUAUUGUCAACAACUCUGCUCCGGUCGAACCCUCAGCAAACGAAGAAACAACAGAGCCAGGACAUCAUUUAUAGGCCAAUGAAAUCUGGCCUGUCCUCACACCAUGGGAUUCACCGCGACGUGU
Messenger RNA from Lampris incognitus (smalleye Pacific opah), 821 nucleotides. It is a transcript of the gene gjb7, whose product is annotated as gap junction protein beta 7. The transcript has a single exon. The record is from RefSeq and is a predicted model, not a curated record. Bases 1 to 771 code for a protein of 256 amino acids. NCBI's taxonomy places the organism in Eukaryota, Metazoa, Chordata, Actinopteri, Lampriformes, Lampridae. Gene Ontology annotation, biological process: cell communication. Gene Ontology annotation, cellular component: connexin complex.